AUGUACAAGGCUUUUGGUUUGAUUGUUCUUCUUGCUGUUGGGUAUGUAUCCGCUGAUCCACAUAAAUUUAAUGUUCAAUCACGUCAUAUUAAACGUGCUCUAUUACCAUUGAAACAACAAAGUAAUGGUAUUGAUUGGUGUCCACAAUGUGUUAAUUCAUUUGGUGAUUUAAUUGAACUUGUUUUGGAUGCUGUUCUUCAAUUUGGUGUUAUGAGUACAUGUGGUGAUGUAUGUGAUUUUGUUGCUGAAAAGUCAGGAUCAAGUUUACUAGGAUUCAUUUGUACAAUUGGUUGUGAUAUUUUGGGAAUAGAAGAAUUUAUUAAAUUAAUUGAAAAAGCUGAUCUUGAUCCAAUUUAUUAUUGUGAAACAAUAAAACUUUGUCCAAUAAAUGAUAAUGGUGAUGCUAAAUUUAAAUCAUUUGUUAUUUUACCACCACAUGCUCCUGUUUAUAGUACAUUUACUAUUGAUUUUGCUUAUGUAUCUAAUAAUGGAACUGGUACUGGUGAAUUAAUUAUUACAAUAAAAACCGUUGAUGGCGUUCCACUGUCAACUAGUUUCUUACUUGAAGAACAAAAACCAGGCACCUAUGCUGAACGUUUUCUUCUUGAUGCUUCUCCUGAUCCAGAUUGUGAUCCUGCUCAAGAACAAUGUGAAAAUUGGUUUCCUGGUAUAUACAAUGUAACAGUUUUUAUUUGCAAUGGACAAUGUGGUUCACAUCAUCCUCAUACUCAACUUUAUGAUUCAGUUGCUGGUUCAUUUCAAAUUACUGAAUAA
Messenger RNA from Rotaria sp. Silwood1, 774 nucleotides. The record is from the annotation of a GenBank genome assembly. Lineage: Eukaryota; Metazoa; Rotifera; Eurotatoria; Philodinida; Philodinidae.